GUAACAACUUUCACUCCGCGUGAUACAGAAUAUGGCUGCCUCCUUGCAAAAGUAGAACUUUCGGCAUCUGCUUACGUGUAGAAGUGUCAGCUGUUACAAGUUGCGCAGCGCUUUUUGAAUAUCCAUUUUCUGAUUGUGUCAACAACCAAGAUAAGACAUAACUGAAGCUCCCAAUCUUUAUUCAUCGUCACUCCACGAUGUCAGAGGCUGACAAACAAGCACCCAUCAACGACAAUGAAGUUGAUGACCGAGAUGAAGAGGUGAGAGAUGAGAACCAGGAGAAUGAAGAAGGAGGCGGUGAUGGUGAUGGUGAUGGUGAUGGUCAAGCUAAGAGGGGGAACCGCAGGCAACGGAGGAACCCAGGAAAUCGUCGAAGGAGAAGAAACACUAAUGAUGAGCCUGAGGGACCCAUUGAGCCUAUCGAGAUCGGGAAAGGUACUGGUCAAGAGGUGACUAAAUGGAGCAUUAGGAAACAGGUGUGGGACUUUAUUGAGGAUCACAACCUGGCUAACUUCCCCCGACCGGUGCACCACAGGAUACCAAAUUUCAAGGGAGCAGUAAAUGCUGCAGAGAAGGUGAAAGAACUUGAAGAGUUCCAGGUGGCCAAGGUUGUGAAGGUUAACCCUGACAAGCCUCAGCAGGAUGCCAGAUUCUUCACACUGGAGUCGGAAAAGACACUGCUUGUGCCUACCCCAAGGCUUAGAGAAGGACUGUUCAACAAGAUCACUCCUCCAGCUGACUGCAACAAGGAGAUCCUGAGAACAUGCUCUACCUCACAGGGAGUUCGUGAAUACAGCACACCCAUUGGACUUGAUGAUGCUGUAAAAAUCGAUCUGGUCAUCAUUGGCUCUGUAGGAGUGUCCAGGGAAGGUUACCGUAUUGGAAAAGGAGAAGGAUUUGCUGACCUGGAGUUUGCAAUGAUGAAAACGAUGGGUGCUGUGAAUGAGAAUACAGUUGUGGUUACCACAGUUCAUGACCACCAAGUUAUCAGCAUACCUGAGCGCCUUGUGGAGGAACACGAUCUGACAGUUGACUACAUUGUAACACCAACAGAGAUCAUCAAGACAAACUGCACCAAACCAAAGCCAACUGGCAUCAUUUGGUCCAAACUUGAUCGUGACAAGCUGAAUCGAGUUCCCGUGUUGAAACUUCUGAGGAAGAGGGAGCGUGAACUGGGCACCGAUGUUAGGCUGAAGGGUCAGGAAGAAGAUGAUGGUGAAGACUAUAUCAAUGAUGAACCAGAGGAAGAAAAACGCGAAAAUGAUGAGAACUCCUACCGGCGCCGUGGUCCACCAAGACGUCGCUACCGCAACAACUACCGCCGCCCAAGGCGCAGGAGCAAUGACGUCAGGAAUUCUGAAUCAGAAGAGCAGACAGAGGAAGGAGAAGGUCAAGGCCAGGGUCAGGGUCAGGGCCAGGGUCAGGGAAGGCGUCCUCGUAAUUCAGCCCGAAGAGGUCGUAUUAAUCGAAGAUCACAUGAUCCAUCCAUCUAUGUAGGUGGGCUACCUCGGUCACUGCGUGUGAGUGAGUUCAAGGAGAAGAUACACGAUCGUAGUGUUCAACCUCUGCGUGUUGUAUGGCAUGGUGGCAGUGGCCAUGCUUUCCUCCAGUUUUCUAACAUCGAUGUAGCAGAAGAAGCCAUUCAAGCUUUGAAAGACCUUGACCUUGGAGGGCGUCAAAUUAAGGUGGAGCUCGCAAGGAGUAAUCGUGGUGAUGAGGACAGUAGAAAUGAAAACGAAGCUGAUGGCGAAGUGAAUGAUGCAGGCAGCGACUAAAACGAUUGAUUGUAUGUACAGUCGAUUCUUUACUCAUGUAACUGUUAAUGGAUCCAAGUUUUAACCACUUGGACAGAAUGUCCUUUUAAUAUGUUGAAUUCAACUGAAGCCUCAUUGAAAUAUUUUAGAUAUUGUAUCAGAAAAAAUAGCUUGUCAUAUGUCAGUGAGGUAUUUCAGAAAACUUUCCUUUUGUUGAAAAGAGCCAGUACCACGAUCCUUGACAGUUAUAUUUUCAAAGAAAGGUCGUUUUAACACUCUUGAAAGAGGAUCUGUUCUCUUUAUUUUAGAUUAUGGGCAAAGGUUUGAUAUCUUGUUUAGUGAGUUCUAAUGAAUUGUUUAGCACUGAAGGCUUAUGUAGUUUGAUGAUAAGGUUGAAACCUGAAGUUGGACAAUAAGAUCAAACAUCUAGAAAGCUUCACUCAGAUGCAUUGCAGAAACAUGAUAUAUUCUUCACUUAAUGUUUUCUAGGGUUUAUGCCUUUGGAAGGAUGGAGAGAAAAGUGUAUUAUGUUAUUUCCUGUUAUGUUUUUUCUUGCAUUUGUUGAAGCAGAAAAUCUAGCUGUUGCAUGAUUCUAUUUGUCGGUUUCAGGGUUUGGCCUGUGUACAAUAUAUUGCAUAUCAUAUGUUGCAACAUGUUAAUGGACAUUUUUCAGUUUGUAGAAUUUAAAAUAUUAUAGUUACCAUACCAUGAUUACAUAAACUCAGGUAAGAGUUUUACUUGUAUGUCGUUAAUUGCAGAUAUUGCCAUUAACGAAGUCACUGCAUAAUUUGCACACAUACUAUUUGCGUGUCAUGAAGUUACGCUUUAUGCAAACUUAGAAAAUUAUACAAUAUUUUGUCAACUCCAUUCCAGCAAUAUGUACUUCAUUUCUUUAUAACUUAGUAAUUUCAUGAGCAGACUCUUUGCUGACAGGAAUUUUUUUAAGAAAUGGUUAAAAUAUUCACGUGUUUAUAAGGUUAAUAUGUUUACCUCUCAAACAAGAUUUUGAUGACUUCAUUCUAAAUGGCCUGAUCUACAUGACACUGAUGCACAAUAUAUGCUAGUUUUUGAUGGUUCUGGGUCAAUAUGCAUCCUGGUUAUGUGAGUGUGUCUGGUUUGUUAUAAAUAAAUGCAGUACAAUGAGAGUGUGGAGAUGUUUGGAAUCUGAUCAUUUAGCAAUGAAUGAAUUUCAUAAUUUAUGUUGUUGUUAAACAGUUGUGCUUGUUUACAUAUUCGUCAUGGAUAUGCCAGCACAUUAUUUGAUUGUUUGUUAUUACAUUACUAAACGUGUGUUCAUAGGCAUUUUGUUCCCCCUGACCACAUGAAUGUCAUAGAAUCACUUAUCUAUAGACAUGAUAGAGGCCAAAAAGAAAAUUUGUUUUAGGUGCCUCUGAAGGAUUUUCUUACAGUAUUUGGAUGUAUUGUUGAAUGUGUUUAGUUCCAAUCCUUUUCAAAACAGGGUUGUUGUUUAUAUGUUCAGUUUGUGAGAUAAUGUUUGUAAAUGAGACAAAUGAAAUGUAAAAAUGUUAAAAUUUUGAAUUAACAUGUUUCAAAAUUUUAUUGCCAAGAUAUUUUUUGAGAAAGGUAGCAUUCAAACAUGCACAGGAACUGCUCAAUUACUGUUUACAUAUCCCAAUAAACCUACAGAAUUUUAUAUUUGGAAAAAUCCAUUGAUAUUUUAAAUAUCUUUUUCUCUUAAAAAGGAUUAUCGAAAACUUGUAUGUCUAAUAAAAUCAGUGCUGAUGCCUUCAUCAUUAUUUACAAAAUAAUUAUGAAAUAAGAGUAAAAUGUUUCACAAUGGUAUAUGGGUCACUUACAGUUUAUUACCUUUUUUCUGUUCACUCAUGGAAACCUGUCAUGAAGUCUCGAAUGUCACUGUCAUCACUUAGAAAUUAUUGGUCACAAGUUUGCCAUAAUAUGGAAGAAAUUAUGUCAAGGUUGUUUAUCAUAUUUGUUUUAAAUAUGACCAAUUGUCUUCCACUGUAAAAACAUCUGUUUGCCUUAAUCAAUGAAAAUUAAUUUAGUAUUUUUCAACCUCACUUUUCAAUGCAGUGCAUUUUUCUCUAAGUAGGGUGAUAGAUGGAGGCUUCAAGUUACAUUUUUUCACAUUGGCAAAACCUACUUAAGCUUGUUUGGGUUCACUUGUUUAUCUUCAUUGCGGAAACAGUUGCUUUGCUGAGAAAUUGUUUGUUGAAAUAGUGAUCCAAAGUUGUAUCAUCCCCCAUCUACCCUGUGUACUAAUUGUGUGUUCACAAAAUGUGGUGCUGAAUAUGUACUCAGUCAUCUGACGUUCUCUUCAAUUGAGACUGCAUCUAGUUAGAUGGUUAACUACUAUCUCUGAAGUUCAUGCUUUGUGACCUUCCGAUUCAGUUUAAUCUGUAUUCAGGUUUUUACUAAUGUCAGUAUGAAGUGUCUAUGCUGUGGAAAUCUCCUUAUUGAAGUGUGAGAUUGUUGAGUACAUAACAAAGUGCAACUAUCUUAUAGGCAGCCUGGAGGCAGAAUAACAUACAUACAUUUUCUCAUAGACAAUUUGCCAUCAUUUCAGUUUCUUCGGGUAUUUUGAAAUGACUAUUCACCCUACUCUUCAGUGCCUGACAACUACAUUUUCUUGGUGUUUGUUGUGGACUUCUCAUGUCAGGACAAAAUUUCUUUUUUGAAUAAACGAAAUGUACUUUUCAAAAUCAACAUAUUUUGGACAUGGUGUGCUGGUUGAAGAAACUGAUUUAAUAUUAGAGAAAUGGAAGCUGAAAGGCUUCAAGUUUGUUGGAAUUUCUUUACAUAGAUGCAUGAGUUGUGAAUGUUAACAAUAAUCAACCAUAGUCCUUCAUGUAGAACCAAUUUGAGAAGCUUUAACAUUAGCUGAGUGAACAGAUAUGAUGUAACCAAAUAUUUAUUUCAUGGUCAUUUUAGUUUAUUAACCUACACUGAAUAAGUGUUCAUUUCUCAACUUUAUGUGAAUAUAUUUUACAAAAUUGCAUGGUUUGAUGUGGCUAAUUGCUUCUAAAUCCUUUGGAAAUUACCAAGAGCUCGAUAUUUUCAUUUCUUGUUAGAGAAUGAUUACUAUGAUACAAUUUACGCACUUUCUGACAGUAUUUGUUUGACAUUCUUGCAACACUUUCAAUGAUCAUUUGCUGCAUUAAACUUUUUAGUAUUAAAUUAAAUAGAAAAUUAAUAAUUCGCUUUUUCAUUUUCUAAAACGUUGGCAUCGAUAUGAAUGCCUUUUUGUUGUCCGUUAUGUGAGACACACCCACAACAAUCCAGGCUCAAUGGUGAUGAUACUGGUCUGGCACUCAAGAAUUACUGAGUUAACCCAUAUGGGUCUAACAACUUGUUUUAACAGGGAAUUCAUGUCAAGAUUCAAUGUGGAAUAAAUGGAAAGCAUACGAGGUAGUUCUUGGUGGAGGGUCUUCAGACUUAUUCAGUUCCAUUUUAUUUCCACACUGUUCUUCCCUGUACUCACAGUAAUUGCUUGAAUAUCACUUUUGAAAUUUUACAUCAACACAGCUAUCAGAAACCAUGGGCACUGGAUGGUAGAGGGCUGAGAACUAUUAUUUGAGAAUUUACAUUGGAAUUGUUAAUGCUGUACACAGGCUUACGGGAAAGAGAAUGGUGCAAGUUGCAAUCAUUGUAAGCAAUACUGUGUCAUUUAGAUGAUUUUCUAAUGUAAUUGAAUGUUAUCUUAUUUAUAUUUGAUAUCAUUUGUGAAUAAAGUUCCUUAUUUUA
This is a messenger RNA of Haliotis rufescens (red abalone), 5477 nucleotides long. Its product is annotated as methenyltetrahydrofolate synthase domain-containing protein-like. Gene Ontology annotation, molecular function: RNA binding. The transcript is spliced from 9 exons. The record is from RefSeq and is a predicted model, not a curated record. Gene Ontology annotation, cellular component: cytoplasm. NCBI's taxonomy places the organism in Eukaryota, Metazoa, Mollusca, Gastropoda, Lepetellida, Haliotidae. The coding region runs from base 198 to 1775 and encodes 525 amino acids.